UUUCUUUUCAUAUGGGAUUCCUGUGGUAUAUUUGUAUCAUAUAUUACUGGUAGUUUUACCAUGCUACCUGCUAAGAUGUCUCUGAGUCUAACCUGUUCAACACCGACACAUUCAAAAAUACUUUUCAAAUAAUUUAAAAUGGUAAAAAGAGAAUUGAUCCUGGAAGGCAAAAGACAAGGAAUAUGGAACUUAUAACAGCAAAAGGUCAAAAGAAGAACGUUUAUCAUUGGUGGAUUUAUCCUUUUGAUCCAGUCAAUUUUGGUUUAUGAGAUUGCUUGAAAGCCGCUCAAAUGGCAAGAGAAAUAGAUUGCUUUUAUGUCACAAAAUCAAGGACAAGAAGACGAAGAAAUUUGUUUGUUUUUAUAAUAUUUUUAGUAAUCACUGUAGCCAUUUUUAGAAAACUUUUUUUACCAAAAUAUUCUGACAAUCCAAAAAUCGAAAAUUUCAUGAGAGACUGGUGUCGAGUCAGAAAAGCGAGCGUGGACUGGGAAGGAAUUCUUAGACCAUGUGAUGGUAUGACCGCCUGGGACACAAACGCCAAGGGGCUGAGACAAGAUCAACGAACUGACCCCGACUCGAGUUUGAUAUCAUUAUGGGAUAUCCGCCCUGCAGGUGAAUUCAGCAAGUUUAGCAUCCAGUCCAAAACGGCCAAAGGGGAAGUGAAGAGAAUUGGUGGCGACUCGUGGAGGGUUCACUUGAUUGGUCCAAGCUCCGUCGCUGGGACGUCAUUUGACCACACCAAUGGGACCUAUGAAGUUUUGUUCCUUGUUACCGUGCCUGGGGUGUACGCGGUUGACGUGGUCUUGGAGUAUUCACUGUGUGACGGCUAUACAGACCCACCGCCAAACUGGUUUAAAACAGGCAAUUCUCAGGGAAAAUAUCAGAAAGAAGGAAUUCUUGGUUCAACAAAGAAUCGUCCAUUCCUAUUCAAGAAGCUCUGGGGCGGAAGUCCAAUCACCAUUACCAUUCCAUAUCCUGCUCCAAAACAACCGAGCGUCCUCUCAGCGGUCAUGGCUCACAAAGAUCAUCUUGACCUCGGCUGCGGAUUUGAGUGCGAUAAGCUUUGGGACGGCUUUGGUAACUGGGUUGCUAUUGGCAACACUAUGCAGUGGAAACCCUUUGUGCCAGGAGACGAUAAAACAACAAACCCGAACUGGUUUGGAGAUCGCGUGCGCAAGAACAGCAUCUUAUGGAUCUAUGGUGACUCAGUUUCCGAGCAGUUUUACUCGGGAAUCCGCCAGCACCCACUGUGUAGCAGAGUGUUCAGAUGGUGCGGCCAUACGUAUAACUGGGUCUACAGACUGAAUGGUAACCUAACCAUGGCAAAAUCCCAAGAUGACGAUCUCGAUUUUGAUGACGUCAGAGUCAUCAAUGAACUCGAUGACGUCAUAAGUAAUUCAAUUUUCGACAAGAAUAGCGCCAUAUUGGUCAACGCAGGGCUGCAUUACCUCGAGAGCUCGAACUUUACGAACUACAAGAAGGUUGUAGAUAGUAUUAUUCGGUUGUUUCAAAGAGAUAAGCUUACUGGUGGUGAUCACGAGGUCAAGGUGUUUCCUGGAGAGAUGAUCUGGAAGACUACUACAUCGUUAUACAAGGAUAAACUGGACAGCAAACAUUUGCAAGCGAGAAGGUUCCUCACUUCACAGCAGCGUGUUCUGUUAUUCAACGCAUACGCAACUCAAGCCAUGUGUCGCGCUGGAUUCAAGGUUCUUGAUGUGUUUCCGCUGACCGAUUCGUACCCACACGGAACAGGAAAACCUGAACGACCUAAAGACGCAGUUCACUACCAACACUUUGUCUUUGAGUCCGUGGAGAGACUACUGGAAGAAUUUUUCAUAACAACGCAUGCGCAGUGAAUGUUAUGCGAUAUUCGAGAAAUUUAAGUUUAAAAAAAAUUCACUUGUUUGAUCCCAAGGAACCCUAUUUCGAUAAAAGUUUUAGAUGAAAAUAAAAUAUAUGAGUCCCCUUAA
Molecule: messenger RNA, 1970 nt
Organism: Actinia tenebrosa (Australian red waratah sea anemone)
Lineage: Eukaryota; Metazoa; Cnidaria; Anthozoa; Actiniaria; Actiniidae
Molecular function (GO): protein binding
Source: RefSeq, a predicted model, not a curated record